AUGGAACCCAUGACGGAUCGCGACGAGAUAUUCGAGCGGUUUAACCCGUAUGCGACAGCGGCUGCUACAAUACAGGCUGGAGAUGAUACAGGGCUGUUUGUACCAGAGUGGGACGGGAACUUUGAUGAGGAGGGUCAUGAGGGCUAUACUGGAAAGGAAUUUGUUGUAUAUGCUGCAGUGCAGUUUAUAGCAAAAGCCCUAGCAAACCCUUUCGAGGUCGCCACCAUUCUCCAACAAGUGCAGUUUCUCCCAUCUGACAGUUACCUUGCCCGAUAUGGUUCCAGAUCAUGCGAAAUAGAGGGGGACAGUAGCGAUGUGCCUGAUGCCGACCCAGUUGAUGCUUCCGAAGACGAAUCAGAUGACAGUGUGAAUGCGUACGCUUUUCAUGCUGAAAAUGGGGGACGAUCGUUUUCGUCUGAUGCGAAGAGUGCUGAGACCGCUGUUGCGGAUGCGUCGGGGUACCUGAUGAAGGCGGGACAUAACGAAGAUGAACCCACCCGCCCUCCGUAUCAGCUUCCGCCGCUGGAGGGAUCGACGUUGGCGACUGUGGGAGAAAUAUUGGCGUCAAAUAGUGAGGGAUUGCCUUCUUUGUGGAAAGGACAAAUCCCAUCAUGGCUACACGAAACCAGCCACUCUGUUCUCCAACCCAGCAUAGAAGGCAACCUAACCGAAUUUAUCCGCGAGCACGAGCCCUUCUCCAUCACUGACGUUGACGACAUUCUCCCUUCUCUCGCCACCAAAGUCGCAAGUCACGCUGUAUCCUCGUUUAUUCUAUCUCCACUUGAUCUUGUUCGCACUAGACUCGUGGUGCAAACAUCAAAUCCGUAUCACCGAAAAUAUAAGGGCACCCUCCACGCAUUCCGUACCAUUAUAUCCGAAGAAGGUUUCGUCUCUUUAUACGCCGGUCGCCACCUCAUCCCAACUCUCCUCCAUCAAACCCUCAAACCGCUAUUUCACUACUCAUCAGCCUUCGUUAUCGAAAACGUCCUCAACAUCUCGUCGGAAAUGAGUCCCUUGUUGUACGCACUCGCUGAACUCGGACUGAAAGCCGUGGAACUGGUGGUCAUGCUCCCUCUUGAGACAGUGCGGAGACGGUUGCAGUGUCAGGUGAUAACCCGUGUCCCAGGAGAUACAUUCGAGGGGUGUGUGGAGCAAAAUCCGAUUCCGUAUACCGGUUUGGUGGAUUGCGCUGGGAGAAUUGUGCUCGAGGAAGGGGGAGUGCGGACGCGUGCGAAAGGGAGACGAAGAAGGAAGAGGAGAAAGGGUCAGCCUGUGACCUGGUGGGGUAGCUGGGGCGUUUCGGGGCUAUAUCGGGGCUUUAGAAUGAGAAUGGUGUCGGCAGUUGUGUUGAUGGUUGUUAAUACGGUAGCGGAUAUGCUCGAUGUGCCAGAGGAUGGGAUGGCGUAAUUUAUCUGGGUGGUUUGUCCGUGAUUCUCAUUUCUCUUUAACUUCCAUACAUUCAUGUAAUAAGAUUUAUUCACACGUCUUCAGCACAA
Spizellomyces punctatus DAOM BR117 is the source of this 1496-nucleotide messenger RNA. RefSeq lists its product as uncharacterized. NCBI's taxonomy places the organism in Eukaryota, Fungi, Chytridiomycota, Chytridiomycetes, Spizellomycetales, Spizellomycetaceae. The transcript is spliced from 6 exons. Bases 1 to 1407 code for a protein of 468 amino acids. The record is from RefSeq and is a predicted model, not a curated record.